This is a messenger RNA of Carassius auratus (goldfish), 6756 nucleotides long. RefSeq names its product potassium/sodium hyperpolarization-activated cyclic nucleotide-gated channel 3. The transcript has 9 exons. Gene Ontology annotation, molecular function: voltage-gated potassium channel activity. Gene Ontology annotation, cellular component: membrane; dendrite; axon. Lineage: Eukaryota; Metazoa; Chordata; Actinopteri; Cypriniformes; Cyprinidae. Bases 907 to 5040 code for a protein of 1377 amino acids. The record is from RefSeq and is a predicted model, not a curated record. Gene Ontology annotation, biological process: potassium ion transmembrane transport; regulation of membrane depolarization; sodium ion transmembrane transport.
UCGUCAUGGUGACGCGACGGUGACGCGCACUCAUACCUGAGCCGGUCGGGCACGCGGGUGAGGGAUGCUGAUGCUGAUGCUGCUUCUGCUGCCAUGGCAACAGACAUUAAAGCGCUCUCACACUGAUUUAAUGUUUGUUUGAUACCACGUUGGUCUUUCCCGUCACGCGGGAUCCGGGAUCCGACGCUGCGAUCGCGUGAAGCUCAACAAGUGAAAGUGAUGAAUGCGAGGGAGCGACGCGAGGCGCGCUGGAUAAACGCCUGAUAAUCGCGCAGAUGAAUCACGCGCGUCUGACAGCAGCUCCGGCGCGUUUCUCCUCCGUUUCUCCUGUUGAGCAUCUGACGAUGAUUAUGAUGCGCCUUCACACGUCUGACUGACCGGUGUGUGUGUGUGUGUGUGUGAUUGACAGAUGAAUGCUCUGUAUCUGUGUCGCUCCAUCACAUCGUUUUUAUAUAAGCGCGUCUGUUGAGCGCGAGACAUCACUUUGACAUCACCGAAUCACGGAACCCGUGACCGUGCGGAGAUGCUGUCCGGUGUCGGAGCGGCUCGGAGCGCCUGGGCCUCAAGGACACGGAGAAAUGAGGAGAAAUGACGGACGGCGCGUGAAGACGAGCGCGUCAAGGACGAAAGGGGCGUCAGCAACGCGCGCUAAUUCAAGGGCGUUCGAACGAGAUGAGGAGCCGUCGGAGGACAGCGCGGCGGGGCGAGGCGUCCUCCGGAGGAAGCGUGAAGGAGAAUCCGUUGUUUUACCGGUGCUGAGGUCACACUGACCGUGAGCUCGUACUUCAGAGUAAUGACAAAUCAGAGACAAAACACACCCGUGUUUAUCUGACAGAAGAGCAACAACAGGUCAUUGUGUGUGUGUGUGUGUGUGUGUGUGUGCGCGCUCUCGCGUCUGGCGCUGGCAUGGAUGGUGGCACCGGGGCUUCUGCGGGCACGGACCCUCGCCCCGUUCGGAACGGGGACUCUAAGCGGCGCAGUAAGAGCAGCCUGCCGUCUCCCGGUUACCGUCUCUCCCAGGCGUCUCUGGAGGGCGACCGCGGGGAGCCGCUUCCCGGGCGCCGCCGCCUCUCCAUCCUGAGCUCCACGCGCGACAGCGGUCAGUUCCGCCCGGGCACCGCGUCUGGAACCCCGACCACCCCUCUGCCGCUGCCCCACGCCGGCUCCGCCCCGCCCACCGUGCAGCGAUCUGUGGGUUUUGCCGCCUCCCGAGCAGCUCUUGCUUCCACCUCCUCCUCCACCGGCACCGGGAUGGUCGUGGUGGCUACCGGACCCGAGACCACCACCACCACGGCGGCCGGGAGCCCUGAGGCCGGUCCGGUGCUGGACGGUGAGGACUACAGCUACUCGAACCAGUCCACCUUCAUCCAGAGGCAGUUCGGAGCCAUGCUGCAGCCCGGGGUCAACAAGUUCUCGCUCCGCAUGUUGGGCAGCCACAAGGCCGUGGCUCUGGAGCAGGAGAGACUCCGAUCAGCCGGGGCCUGGAUCAUACACCCCUACAGCGACUUCAGGUUCUGCUGGGAUCUCCUCAUGCUGCUGCUGAUGGUGGGAAACCUCAUCGUCCUCCCGGUGGGAAUCACCUUCUUUAAGGAUGAGAACACUCCUCCAUGGAUCAUCUUCAAUGUGGUGUCGGACACACUCUUCCUGGUGGAUCUGGUGCUGAACUUCCGCACCGGGAUCGUGAAAGAGGACAGUACGGAGAUCCUGCUGGACCCCAAGGCCAUCCGCCAGCGCUAUCUGAAGAGCUGGUUCCUCGUGGACUUCGUGUCCUCCAUCCCCGUGGAUUACAUCUUCCUGAUGGUGGACCUGGAAGCUCACCUGGACUCAGAGGUGUACCGGACGGCCCGAGCGCUGCGGAUAGUUCGGUUCACUAAGAUCCUGAGUCUGCUGCGCCUGCUGCGUCUGUCUCGACUCAUACGCUACAUCCACCAGUGGGAGGAGAUCUUCCACAUGACCUAUGACCUGGCCAGUGCGAUGGUGCGGAUCGUCAAUCUGAUCGGGAUGAUGCUGCUGCUGUGUCACUGGGACGGAUGUCUGCAGUUCCUGGUGCCGAUGCUGCAGGACUUCCCCCCCGACUGCUGGGUCUCCAUAAACAACAUGGUGAACGACACAUGGGGCAUCCAGUACACAUACGCUCUGUUUAAGGCCAUGAGCCACAUGCUGUGCAUCGGAUACGGCGCUCAGGCUCCAGAGGGAAUGACAGACGUCUGGCUCACGAUGCUCAGUAUGAUCGUGGGUGCGACCUGCUACGCCAUGUUCAUCGGCCACGCCACGGCCCUCAUCCAGUCCCUAGACUCCUCACGCCGACAGUACCAGGAGAAGUAUAAGCAGGUGGAGCAGUACAUGUCAUUCCAUAAGCUUCCAGCAGAUGUCAGGCAGAAGAUCCACGAGUAUUAUGAACAUCGCUACCAGGGCAAGAUGUUUGACGAGGAUAACAUUCUGGGAGAGCUGAGCGAGCCCUUAAAGGAGGAAAUUGUUAGCUUCAACUGCCGAAGCUUGGUGGCUAACAUGCCUCUCUUCGCUAACGCCGACCCAAACUUCGUGACAGCGGUGCUAACGAAGCUGAAGUUUGAGGUGUUCCAGCCCCAUGACUUCAUCAUUCGUGAGGGAACCAUUGGACGUAAAAUGUAUUUCAUCCAGCAUGGACGGGUCAGCGUACUUACACGUGGGAACAAGGAGACCAAGCUCAGCGAUGGGUCAUACUUUGGAGAGAUCUGUCUGUUGACUCGUGGCAGGAGGACAGCAAGUGUCCGAGCAGAUACAUACUGUCGACUUUACUCCCUCAGUGUGGACAGUUUCAAUGAGGUUCUGGAAGAGCAUCCCAUGAUGAGACGGGCCUUCGAGACGGUGGCGGUGGACAGACUUGAUCGCAUCGGUAAGAAGAACUCGAUUUUGUUGCGUAAGACCUCACAGGGAGGCUCUGUAGCAGGCAGCAGUUUGGGACGGGGUGGAGGGAGCCGUGGAGGAGGAGCAGGAGGUGCCGGUCUGGGUUCUUGUGACAGUGUUCUGGUCCAGCAGAUCGUGAAGCACGAUAGCAUGCCGACCAUGCAGGACAUCGCAGCUGGGACCCGAGGCUCCACAGGAGGCACUGUCUCCCCCCGACCUCAUCCGGUGAUCUGGGCACCGCUGGUCCACGCUCCCCUGCAGACGGCCGCUGCUACCACCAGUGUGGCCAUUGCUUUGAUGCAGCAGCAGCAGCAGCAGCAACAGUUGCAGCAGCAGCAGCAACAACAACAUGCCCUUGGAGCUGCCAUCUUCCUUCCCUCCGCUAUGUCCAUCUCCCCAUCACCUUCAUUCUGCCCGCUUUCUCCUCCCCGACCACCCACACUACCCCCUCGGCAGUCACUCAGCUCCCUCAUAAACAUAAUGGGGGGGAUGCCCCCCCGAGGAGUCCCAUCCUCUGUAACACCUACACCCUCUCCCUCCACUAUGGGACCGACAACUGUGGCCGUGGCUCCUUCAGCGGGUGGAGUUGCAAAAACUCCUCCUACGCCUGCGUCGUCAGUGCCCGCCCCCCUGCAGCCUGGAAGAGCGCUUCAUCACAGUCUCCGCCUCCACACGGAGCCCACAGCAUCACCUGUCCAUAAAGUCCUGCCUCCCUCCUCAGCAGUUGCCCCACUGUCCGUCGAAGGGCGCAGUGUUGGCUCCGCUCCACAGGGGGCCAAAGAGGCUUUGCUGCGUCAUGUUGGAGGAGGCAGCACCCAGGGCCUCCCCAUGAUUGGUCGGCUUACCCAGGAGGCCAGACUGCUCUCCGCCUCCCAGCCGACUCUGCCCCACCGCAGCUGGGCAAGUGUGCAGCCUCACCCACCUCUCCAUCGUAAAGCAUCCGGAGGAAACCUGCUUCCAGCACCCUUCCUUUCAUCAUCAGGACUUGCUAGAGGAGGAAGUGCAGGUGUUUUGAGCUCAAAUUCGCCACAGCCUGGUGCCACACAGGGACUAACAAACACACCCCUGCUGUUGCCCUCUCAGCUGGCACACACACCUCCACUCAUGUCAACUCCGGGAUCAGCCCCGUCACCCCUUGCCCCCUUUUUGUCCUCCCCGAAACAAACCCCUCUUUGUUCCACCAACCCUCCUUUAUCCCUCGUGGCCACAUCUUCUGGUCUAGUGGCUCCUCAAACCCAGCGACCCAAACCAGGCACUGCUAUACCUACUCCUUCUUCAACCUCUCCUCCUCCUUACCUACGCCCUCCUUCUUCUCAGUCCACCUCCACCUCUCCAACUUCAUCUCCCGGCACCUCUUUGGCUCAGAAUUUCUGGUCCAAACCCUCUCAGACACCUCCUUCCCCAUCGCCAUUGUCCUGCACCACCAACUCAACACCCACCAUUACUCCAUCUCAAACCCCCACCCCAACUCGAACCCCGACCCCUGUUCAAACUCCUAUUCAGACCCCCACCCAAUCUAGAACACCAGCGGCAUUCCAAGCCCAAUCCCAAGGAUGGUGUCCAACUCCCGUCCAGAUCCCAGCAGCUGCACAAACUCUGACCUCAACCUCCGUUCAGAGUCCGCCUUCCGUCCAGACUCCAAGUAAACCUAUGAUGGGUCAGAGCCAUUCAGAUGCUGCUGACCAGAUGCCAGCUACUGCCCAGGUUCUUGGUUCUCCUUCGACUUGUUCUGCAGUCUCCAGUCAAACCCAAACCUCAAAUGCCAUACAGACUCAGAGCUCUUCCUGGAUCCCAGGAUCUCCCAUCAAUACCCCAGCCCAAAGUGAACCGUCAACCCCUGUUCUGACCCAAUCCCAAACACAAGCCACACCUGCUAAAGCCCCUGCUGUUGCUGCAUCAUCACCUUCUCCUUCAUCACCUCCAUCCUCCACUGCUUCACAGCCACAGAAGCCAGCUGCUAGCCAGACUCAGACCUUAAACGUUCUGUCCACUCCCUUAAGUCCAUCUCUCAUUCCUGCUUCCACUGCCUCCUCAUCUACAGUCCUCCAGUCCAACUCCACCACCUCCACUUCAACAAAAGAGGCAAAGAAAAUGCAGGACUUGCCUCAGAUGCAGAUAGAUUCAGAGACAAAGAGACAAAAAAAAUCCUGCUAGCAUGUGAGGAGGGAGGUGGGCGCUGGACAGAGGCUCUUGUUUUGUCCGAGGUGAGUUCAGGAGAUGAGAUGUGAUGAGUCAGCUGUAUCAGUUCAGGCUCUGCAGGUUCCAUGAGCAUGCUGUCUGCGUUCGAGCCUCCCGGUGUUGGUCUGUAGUCUUGACCACGGGAAGGUUUAACAUCUCUGACUAAUCAACUAAUCAAGGUAAAAACAAAAGAGCAGAACAUAUUUCGCUCCAAAGUAGAACUGUAGUGUCUGUGUUGUCCAGGUCAUCUAGAAAUGUCAGGUAGAAUAUUUUUGUAGUCCUUCUGAAAAGACCAUCUUGAAUUGCAAUGGGCUGACUGGUGAAACAGCGCAUUUAUAUUGAUCCCCAACAAAACAUGGAUCCCAACCGUGUUCGUGGAGCCUCCAACACUGCACAUUCUGCAUCUUUCACACCUGAUUCAUCAGUCAGUCAUCAGCUCUUUAGUAGAACCCCAAGACCAGAAAAGGGUGUAUCAGACCAAACAGAGAUGUGCAUCCAGGAACAGAGUUAAGAACCACUGUGCUAGUGAACGAGCAUGAUCUUUCGACAGAGAUCUGAUGAGUUAUCUUUCACAGAAUAGAUGCCAAAAAUGUCUUAAAGGGAAUGUUACUGCAAAACUGCCACCACCUUAAGAUGCAUUUGCACAGCCUUGUAAAGAUAAAAAAACAUCAGAACAUCAGAAAAUGUUUUAUAAAAUCAUUUAACAUCCCCUCCAGAACACAAGCAGCAUUUUCCGAUCGGAUCACCCUCAAUCUGGAGACGAUAAAAGCAUAACCUGAGUUUCAAAUGACUUCUGUAUGCGAAGCAGCAGCUAGAAAUUACCAUCACACCUUCUGUCAUUGAAUAUUAGUGACUGAACUUUUGCGACAGGACUAGAACUAUCACAACUCAUUUGGCACUUUAGUUCACGAGUCUAAUAUAAAGUGUCCAGGAAUCGCUUGGGCACCAUACAGGAAUAAUACAUUUUGAGUUCGGAAAGACGUUUCGACACAGCGAAUCUGUGUUAAUUUAGUGUACACUGCCUGUAAACUAUAAAUGGUGCAUUGUACAUAGUGUGUGAAGCAGAACAUUAAUUUCUACCUGAAAAAAAAGAAUCUACAAUUGUAUCCUUCUUACCAGUUUCGUGUACUUGUGUUUUGUUGUUCUCUCUGUCAGACCGUUAGCCAGUGAAUACCUGAUCAGUAUGCAAACCAAAAUCAUUCAAAUUAAACAUUUUAAAUCGCACCGCCUUGAGAUGUGAGUGAAAAAUUACCAAAGGACGUGUUUAGGGAAUCAAACCAUGAAACCAUGCAGCAGGAUUUCUUGUAUGAAUUGAAUUUGGCUUUAUAUUCUCAUAGGAAAGGAGAACUUUUGUUGCUAUAGCGAGUUUCCAUUUGGUGCUUCCACUGAUGCAAGAAUAUAUAAGCGGAUUCCCUAAAGGCACACAGUGAUGGAACAAAAUGAGAUUACAUUUCAAUGCUUUUGGAUUCUCUCACGAAAUGUUUGCGUUGACCUUAUGUGUGAGGCUUUUGGUUAAACCAUUCCAGUUUGAAUCAGGUUUGUUAUUUUACUGAUGGCCAGUGUCAGCAUGCUCAGAAACCUCACGACCUGAGUCUGCAUAAACUGAUUUAGACGUUAAAUAUCUGAAAAUAUCAAACUUGAUUUCCAGCUUCUGCUCUCUCGUCUCUUUUUAAAUCACCAAAGUGUAACAUU